UCUCCUCUCGACUUGAGGUAAACAAUCAUCAAUACUCAAGAUGCUGCUUUCUUCGACUGUUGCGAUUUUAUCUCUGCUAUGUGUACAAGCAACCGCAAUCUCACCAAGGGAUUCGGCUGCAAGUUACAGUAAUCUCGAUUCUUUCAUUGCUUCUGAGAGAAAGAUUGCCCUACAGGGUGUUCUCAACAAUAUCGGACCAGAUGGGUCGAAAGCGUCAGGAGCAGGCAAUUAUGUCAUUGCAAGUCCUUCGAAAGCCAAUCCUGAUUACUUUUAUACCUGGACUCGAGAUUCUGCGUUGACGUUAAAAAUGCUUGUUGAUGAAUUUAUUUUUGGCAAUCGUGCACUCCAACCUCAAAUUGAGAAAUACGUCAAAGCUCAAGCCAUCCUUCAAACUAUUACAAAUCCUUCUGGCACUUUUCUUCCUAAUGGCCUAGGACUUGGUGAACCGAAAUACGAGGUUGAUGGCACUCGAUUUAAUGGUGCAUGGGGUAGACCUCAACGUGAUGGUCCAGCUCUUCGUGCUAUCGCUUUAAUGGCUUAUAGCAACUGGCUAAUCAAUCAUAAUCAGCUUCAAAGAGCCAAGCUAGUCAUAUGGCCUGUCAUUGCAAAUGACUUAUCAUAUAUUGGCGAAUAUUGGAACCAAACUGGAUAUGAUUUGUGGGAAGAAGUCCUGGGAUCCAGCUUUUUUACCGUACAAAAUCAACAUCGUGCUUUUGUUGAAGCCGGAAAUCUGGCAAAUAAACUCGGUGUUGAAUCUCCAGGAUAUCUUAAUGCAUUAGAAACUCUAUGUUUCCUCAAUCAAAGUUUUUGGAACGGAGAAUAUAUUGUCUCGAAUAUUAAUGUCGAUAACGGAAGAACAGGGCUAGACGGAGCCUCUAUUCUUGGACCGAUUUCUAUCUUCGAUAUUGAUGGAUCCUGUGAUAGUCCAAAUUUACAACCUUGUAGUAGCAGAGCGUUGUCUAAUUUCAGAGCAGUUGUGAAUAGCUUUCGAAUCUAUGGUAUCAAUGCUGGUAUUAAAAACAACUCAGGUAUCGCAGUUGGAAGAUACGCAGAAGAUGUCUAUCAAGGAGGGAACCCAUGGUAUUUGCUUACCACUGCUGCUGCGGAAUUUCUCUACGAUGCUGUUGCACAAUGGAGAAAUCACAAAAAACUUACCGUCGAUUCAACAUCCGUAAAUUUCUUCCGCGAUCUUUACCCAUCCAUCAAACUUAAGAGUUACACAAAUAGGGAUAACGAGUUUAGCAAAAUCCUUAAUGUCAUAACAACAUACGCCGAUUCUUUUGUAGCAAUUGCUCAAAAAUAUACACCCAGUAAUGGAUCUUUAGCCGAACAAUUCGAUCGCAAUACAGGAGCCCCCAUUUCUGCCAAUGAUCUAACAUGGAGUUACGUAGCAUUCGUCACCAUGGCCCAAAGACGCUCUGGUCAAUAUCCUGCCAGUUGGGGAAGUGCGGCAGCAUCAGUUCCACCCCCUAAUUGCGCAUCUUCAUCUUCUCAAGGAGUGUACGUCCCAGCCAUCGCAGCAGGAGCCCCAAAUGUAACGGCAACAUGUCAAUAUCCAGUGCGAUUUUAUGUUAAUGCCACAACAUAUUAUGGCGAAAACCUUUACAUUGUUGGAAAUACGACGGAUUUAGGAGCAUGGAAUUUGAAUAGUGCAUUACCUAUGAAUGCAGGGAUGUAUACGACGGAUAACCCUGUUUGGUAUGUGGAUGCGCAGUUGACAGCUGGAGAGCCAGUCAGUUAUGUUUAUGUGAGAGAACAAAAUUGCGGUCAAGCUCCGAUUUAUGAGACGAGGAAUAGAACAAGUGUGGUUCCGGAAUGUGGCACUGGUGGGUCGACGAUCAGGCGUGAUGUGUGGGUGGGCAGUGGAGGAAGUAGUGGAGGGUGUUGAGUGGAGAUCGGAUCGUUGACGGUUCACAAGAAACUUUUAGUUUUAAUUGUAGGUGGGUGUUCAAUCGAAUUCUCACACUGAAUCGCAGUGUUCAACAUGGAGAAGAUCAGACAAGUACACAAAAACCUUGCAGAAAUGUUAACUUAAUAUUUCCUCGGUAUCACUCUGCUCCCCUCAGAUAGUUCUGCUUUUCUCUCCAAAUUAUCCCAAAGUCACUCACUCCCAUUUUAUCAUCACUACUCUCACAUCUUUCCGUCUUAUAUCUUAAUAUGAUUGUGAUUCAUCGCUUCAUCAUUCAUCUCCCAUCCUGAAUACGAAGAUAGAAUACAGUGGAACCCCAGUCUUUUUUACUAAAUAAAUUCAAACUCUUCUGAUUAAACUGAAGAGGAUGUCGCUGUCAUAUAAGUAUUGCUAGUAUCGAUCGUCGGUGGUUAAUGACUGGUUAGAGGCUAUAUUGGUUGUCUGAUUGCCGGCCUGUGGUUGAGUUUACACGAGCUUUUUCUGUGAAUUUAGAGGAUAUAGUCUAUGAAAUGAAGAAAGUCAAAAAUC
Messenger RNA from Botrytis sinoallii, 2437 nucleotides. RefSeq lists its product as uncharacterized. Bases 41 to 1888 code for a protein of 615 amino acids. NCBI's taxonomy places the organism in Eukaryota, Fungi, Ascomycota, Leotiomycetes, Helotiales, Sclerotiniaceae. Gene Ontology annotation, molecular function: starch binding; glucan 1,4-alpha-glucosidase activity. The record is from RefSeq and is a predicted model, not a curated record. Gene Ontology annotation, cellular component: fungal-type vacuole. The transcript is spliced from 4 exons. Gene Ontology annotation, biological process: polysaccharide catabolic process.